GCGAACUAGACUUAUCAUGUAGUCCCGUUUUGCCAGUUGCAUCCAACAAAUCUUACAAUGGCGUCACAUUAUCGAUCUACUUUGCUUCAUAUUGCUUCACAAAUGCCGUCGGAGCCCGAUAGUCAGAGUUCAUUGAAGCUGGAUGGAGGUUUUGCAUCCAAAGUUCCUUGCAAGAACUAUUUCAGUACUGGUCACUGUCACUGGGGCAAUAAAUGUAAAUUCUCCCAUGAUGGACCACCAGGAAAAGGUUCCAAUGACCCCCAGGCUGAAAAAGCUGCACCAGAAAAGCUGAAUGUACCUUGUAGAAAUUUUGUCCUAAGGGGGAAGUGUGGUUUUGGUGACAAGUGUUAUUUUUCUCAUAGUAUUGGAGGAAACAAGUCGAAAAAAACUCCAAACGUUAACUCAGAAAAUAAACCUGAAAAGAGCGGCGAGAAGAGUCAGCCUGAAAAGAGUAGCGUUCAAGGCAGUACUGACAAAGUGGUCGAGUCUGAGGACAACGGUGCAAAGAAAAUAUCUGACCAGGGCAGCACUGAGAAAGAAAAUAAGUCUGAGGACAUUGGGUCAGGUGGACGUGCUAAUCAGACUGGCCAGGGUCGUGGCAGUGUCAGUCCACGUGAUCGAGGUGUUAGUCCCCAAGGACAAGGUGGCCGUGGAGGUGGACAGUUCGGAGGCAACAAUCCGCCCGGAAAUGGUGGAGGUCCUAAUCAGACUGGCCAGGGUCGUGGCAGUGUAAGUCCAAGUGGUCGAGGUGUUAGUCCCCAAGGACAAGGUGGCCGUGGAGGUGGACAGUUCGGAGGCAACAAUCCGCCCGGAAAUGGUGGAGGUCCUAAUCAGACUGGCCAGGGUCGUGGCAGUGUAAGUCCAAGUGGUCGAGGUGCUAGUCUCCAAGGACAAGGUGGCCGUGGAGGUGGACAAUUCGGAGGCAACAAUCCGCCCGGAAAUGGUGGAGGUCCUAAUCAGACUGGCCAGGGUCAUGGCAAUGUCAGUUCACUUGGUCGAGGGGCUGGUCAAUUGGGGCGAGGCAGUCAUGGAGGUGGACAGUUUGGACAGGGCAGAGAAGAUGGUCAAUUUGGAGGCAAUGAACAUAGUGAUUCAUCCGGAAAUCAGUUUGGGCAAAUAGGUGGACGUUGGGGGACAGUAGGUCGUGGGGGUGGACAGGGACGUGGAUUAGGUCAGUUUGGAGGCUAUGAACACAGUGACACGUUUGGAAAUCGUGGUGGACAUGGGGGGACAGUAGGACGUGGGGUUGGACAAGGACGUGGAGGGGGUGAGUUUGGGGGGAAUGAUAAUGGUAAUUCAUUUGGUGGAGGAGGAGGGGUUAAUCUGGAUCAGUCGGGACAAACUAAAGGUGGGCGCUGGGAUAAAGUCGAACAUGCGGGUGGACCAGGUCGUGGAGGUGGACCAGGUCUUAGGGGUGAACCAGGUCGCGGGGGUGGACCAGGUCGUGGAGGUGGACCAGAUCUUCGGGGUGAACCAGGUCGCGGGGGUGGACCAGGUCGUGGAGGUGGACCAGGUCUUAGGGGUGAACCAGGUCGCGGGGGUGGACCAGGUCGUGGAGGUGGACCAGAUCUUCGGGGUGAACCAGGUCGCAGGGAUGGACCAGGUCGUGGAGGUGGACCAGAUCUUAGGGGUGAACCAGGUCGCAGGGAUGGACCAGGUCGUGGAGGUGGACCAGAUCUUAGGGGUGAACCAGGUCGUUGGGGUGGACCAGUUCGCGGGGAUGGACCAGGUCGAGGGGAUGGACCAGGUCGCGGGGAUGGUCAUUUUGAAGGGGAUGAUAACCAUGAUUCAUUUGGCCAAGGACGAGGAACAGAUGGCUAUCAGUUUGGGCAAAGUCGAGGUGGUGGGAGAGGGGGGGCAGUUAGUCCUGGACGGGUUAAUAUUUCGAGUUCGCAGGUAGGACAAUGGGAUGAUGUUGGAUCUGUAGGAGUUGGUGAUCGAGUGAGUUACGGAUAUGGUGGAGGUAGGGGCCGUGGAGGUGACCAAGGUGACCAAUUCAGGAACCCAGGAGGCAGUGGAAUGUAUGGACAAGGAACUGGUGGAGAUCACGAGCAAGGUCAAGGUCAAAAUGAUAACAAGAGUGAGAAGGAAGAGUUUCUCUGCGAGGUUUGUCAGACCAGUAUGACGUGUAAAAGGAGCUACGAUGACCACAUGAUAGGAGCAAGACACAGAAGGAAUGUUGAGAAUCUGAAGACCGGUGAAUUGUUGGUCUCCAGAAAAAAAUCGGGAAAAGGCACAGCUGGGAAGGGGAGAGACAAGAAACAAUUGGGAGCCUUUUUCAGGGAGGGAGACUUGAAAGUGAGUCCCCCACAAAGUGCACCCCAAACAAGAGGACAAGGCGAUGUGGAGCUGUUAUUCACCAAACUUGAACAAAACUGCGAUAAAGCACUAAUUGGGCUCGAGUACAUCAUCGAGUACCAGGUGGAGGAUGGAUCCAGGGUAGCGAGGUACGAGUGCGUACUGUGCAACUUCAAACUUCAACUACAGAGCCUUAUUGCCCAUAUUGUCGGUAUGAAACACAGAGGUCGAUACUUGAAAGCAAAUCACCCUGACUUGCACCAGAUUUUCUGUAGCAAGACGAAGCGAUCUGAGCAGUCUGAGUUCUGUGCUGUGUGUGCUGAUGAGAUACAGGCUAAGGAAGGCAGGAAGAGUGUCUGCUUGCAGUUUGAAACUAAAGAACAAUGGGAUGCUGUCAUUAAAUGUCAGGACAAAGGGCUAACAGAGACACAAAAAGAAGAACCAGUGUGGCCUCCCAGACUACCUGUAAGCGUAUUGCAUCAGCAGGCAGCUCUGUCUGCCAGAACCAGGUCACCACCCCCUGCUCGGGAAAGAUCGUCCUCGCACGACAGAUAUCCACCAGAUCCUUACAGAUGUGACCCAGGGUGGGAUCCAUGGGAUAGGCCUCCUGCAGAUCCGUGGGCAAGAAAGUAUGACCCGUACAGGAGACCUGGCGAUUCCUGGGGACGCAGUGCGCGAGAUCCAGAUCCAUACAGAGCCGCCAUGGAGAGAUAUAGAUCGGCUUCGGCCCCAAGAGAUGAUCCUGCACCUGGGAUAAGUCAAAUAGAUAAAGCAUUGGAGACGCGUCUACAAAGUUUGGAACAAGAUCGUCUCGACCGUGCUAAGGAAGUGGAGAGGUUGGAAAACCUUUUAAGAGAAAAGGAACAAAAGGUCCCUAUGCGUUCAGCCCUCAAGCGCACGGCUCCCCAAGAUCGAUUGGAUGACUACCAGCGCCUGAAACAAGCUUUUGAACAGCCGUCAGAUGCUACGAGCAUUCUUACACUUUUAAUGAAAAAUGCAGAUAGCAUGAUCACAACAGACGAGACGGCAUCCAUUGCCUUGUCGGCUUCGAAUGCCCUGACACAAGCAGUGCUGUCUUUUCGUCUACAGCAUGUCCCAAAAGAGAUGCUUGAGAAUUCAGGGCCGCCACCAAAACGAAAAGCUACUGAGCAGAACAGUGUUGAUAUGUCCUACGAACAGAGAAGCCAAUCUGGUUUCCAACAGAGCGAAAAUCAGAUGAACUAUCCUCCUCAGUCUAUGGAUUUUAACGCCCAAAUGAAUAUGGGUUUUAACACCCAGGCUAAUAUGGAUAACAAUUCGCAAGGUAACAUGAAUUUCAAUCCCCAAAGUCACAUGGAAGGACAGUUUGUGGACUCUUUGCAGCCAAACAGUAAUCAGGGCUCAGCAGCUGCAAUAGACUUUGACAAACUGCAGAACAUAGAUUUUUCAAAGUUGACCAGCUAUCCAAAUCCUCGGGAUAAACCAGUCCCUCGGCUGAUGGACAUGCAGACGUCUUCUCCUUCAAGUUACCCUAAUGUCUCUCAUGUCCUUGAUAGAGCACCUAGGGAACAUGCCAGUGAUGGCAGAGCAGGGAGGCAACCUUUUAACCGCUUUUUACAGGCUGAUUUGCCCCCGCCACUCCCCGAGGGUCCGCCUCCUGGCCCUCCACCUCCUCCACCAGGCCCUCCUCACGGAAAAAACAUGCCGAGAACAACGGGAGAGAAGAAAUGGAAGAUUGCUCAUGUUGGAGGAUGGAAGCCUGCGUUCUAGAAGGUGAUCCAAUUGUUGGUCUCCAGGUUGGAGAAAUGGGUCUGGUUCGACUUGGUUCUAAAAAUAUUCUUUGUGCAAGUGUGAAUCAUGCUGACAUACUGUGAGGUACCUACAGGCUAUUUGUGACUUCAUGUAACCUAAAUCCGACAUAUUUGGCACCUGUCUUCUCUCUCCCAACACAUCCCAAGUAAGUAUAGUAUUUGUCUGUACCAGGGGUGUCCUUGAUAGGGAGGUUCUACUCGACUGUAAUUUCAAAAGUUCAGAGAGGAAUUUUCAGGCACCGAAAGGUUAAUUGUAAUUCAUUGCCAUAUUUGUUAAAAAAGUAAGUUGUCUGUUUAGGUACUGUAUUGUCAGUAGGCCACAUUUAUGACUUUUAACUGUUGUAAUAUUGUUGUCAUGGAACAAUAGUAAUAAAAGGUUUUACGCGA
Molecule: messenger RNA, 4475 nt
Organism: Lineus longissimus
Lineage: Eukaryota; Metazoa; Nemertea; Pilidiophora; Heteronemertea; Lineidae
Exons: 18
Coding region: 58-4047 (1329 amino acids)
Cellular component (GO): precatalytic spliceosome
Molecular function (GO): double-stranded RNA binding; single-stranded RNA binding; zinc ion binding
Source: RefSeq, a predicted model, not a curated record